AGAACAGCCAGAAAUUCCUGGUAUUUCAGGGUAGCCUUCAUUUAAAUUUGCUUUCCUCUGCAGAUUAUUUGUGCACUCCAGAGGAAAAUGUUUACAAGAUAGACUUCACCAGGUUCAAAAUCCGGGACAUGGAAUCUGGCACAGUCUUGUUUGAAAUCACCAAGCCAGCAGCCUCAGAGCGUGAGCACAAUGACAGGAAGGACGUUGACCCCAACGCCGGACGCUUUGUUCGCUAUCAGUUCACCCCAGCCUUUCUCAGACUGCGACAAGUGGGAGCCACGGUGGAAUUCACAGUAGGGGACAAGCCCAUCAAUAAUUUCCGUAUGAUCGAGCGACACUACUUCCGCGAUCAGCUCCUGAAGAGUUUUGAUUUUGAAUUUGGCUUCUGCAUCCCCAGCAGUAAAAAUACCUGUGAGCACAUCUAUGAAUUCCCCCAGCUCUCGGAGGAUCUCAUUCGAGAGAUGAUCCUUCAUCCCUAUGAGACACAGUCGGACAGUUUCUACUUUGUAGACAACAAGCUCGUGAUGCACAACAAGGCAGAUUAUUCAUACAGUGGAGGACCUUGA
Acanthisitta chloris (rifleman) is the source of this 566-nucleotide messenger RNA. It is a transcript of the gene UNC119, whose product is annotated as unc-119 homolog (C. elegans). The transcript is spliced from 4 exons. Gene Ontology annotation, molecular function: lipid binding. NCBI's taxonomy places the organism in Eukaryota, Metazoa, Chordata, Aves, Passeriformes, Acanthisittidae. The annotation marks the transcript as partial. Gene Ontology annotation, biological process: visual perception; positive regulation of protein tyrosine kinase activity; mitotic cytokinesis. The record is from RefSeq and is a predicted model, not a curated record. Gene Ontology annotation, cellular component: spindle midzone; spindle pole; intercellular bridge.